This is a messenger RNA of Pseudogymnoascus verrucosus, 1551 nucleotides long. RefSeq names its product Bifunctional purine biosynthetic protein ade1 (gene ADE1). Gene Ontology annotation, biological process: 'de novo' IMP biosynthetic process. Gene Ontology annotation, cellular component: cytoplasm. Lineage: Eukaryota; Fungi; Ascomycota; Leotiomycetes; Thelebolales; Thelebolaceae. Gene Ontology annotation, molecular function: phosphoribosylaminoimidazolesuccinocarboxamide synthase activity. The record is from RefSeq and is a predicted model, not a curated record. The transcript has 2 exons. The coding region runs from base 607 to 1521 and encodes 304 amino acids.
GUUUGUCCAAGAGCCAGUGCGAUGGCGCGCUCAGGCGCUUUUGGUGCUUCUUUCUGUAGAGCGUGAAUGUUAGCAUCUGGUCAAGCAAUUGAAUUCGAUGCGGAUUUCGAGAUUGGUGGAUCCGCCAUAAUUGAUGGGCUUCGAGCAGUUUCCAGGAAUAUGGCUUCAGGUAUUGAUUGGUAUAUACUUACGGUCCUCUACCCAUGAUUGCGACUCGGUGUGAUGGAGUUACAAAAGGUUGUCGAUGUCGUGGUUGAGCAGCAAAAAGUUCAGAUCAGAUUCACGAAAUGUCUGUGGGAGAAUUUGACGCUAGUGCCCUAAGCGAUUUGAGUGCGAAGAAAGCUCAAGUAGGGGUCAGUGCGUGAGAAUUCACGUGAUGUCCAUCUUAUCGUUAUCGGCAGGUGGGAUGGAAACUUUUUCUGGUUACCCCUCCGAUUCGGCCCAUAGCUCCUCCCAGUUGCUCUGACGCAUAGAAACCUUGAGGAUUCCAGGUUUACUCGGGCACUGAACACCAAGUUAACAUUUAAAAGCUAUUUAAAGAAGCUAAAGUGUGUAUUUUCUUAUAUAUACAAGCAAUCUAAGCUAUCUAUCACACCCACUACUAAAAUGGCCGACCCUGUCCUUACAUCAUCCUCAAUUGAGGGGCUACCAAAAAUCGCCGAGGGAAAGGUCAGAGAUCUCUACGAAGUUGACGAGAAGACUCUUCUCUUUGUGGCUUCUGACCGCAUCUCUGCUUAUGAUGUGAUCAUGAAGAAUGGAGUCCCAUCCAAGGGCGCACUCCUCACCCUCCUUUCCAGCCACUGGUUCUCUGUCCUCCCCACGUUGGUCCCAGGUCUCCGCACGCACUUCGUCACUCUAGAUCUGCCACCUUCUGUCCCAGAGUCUCAGCGAGCUGCUCUCCGCAACCGCUCAAUGCAAGUUCGCAAGUUUAAAAUCUUCCCAAUCGAGGCCAUUGUCAGAGGAUACAUCACUGGUUCUGCAUGGAAAGAAUACCAGAAAACUUCAACCGUGCACGGCAUCCCCAUCCCAGCUGGCCUGAAAGAGGCUGAGCCGUUCCCACAAGGAGCUAUUUACACCCCGUCCACCAAGGCCGAAGCUGGAGCGAACGACGAGAACAUCCACCCUUCAGAAGCGGCUAAGAUCGUAGGUGAGAAAUACGCCGCGAGGAUCGAAGAGCUUGCAUUAUCUCUAUACAAGGCUGCCCGCGACUACGCGUAUGAGAGGGGUAUCAUCAUUGCGGACACCAAGUUUGAAUUUGGAUUGGAUGAGGAGACGGAUGAGGUUGUAUUGGUCGAUGAGGUCCUGACACCUGACUCUUCAAGGUUCUGGCCCAAGGACAAGUACGAGGUUGGACGCGAUCAGGAGAGCUAUGAUAAGCAGUACCUCCGCAACUGGUUGACAGCGGAGGGGGUCAAGGGCAAACAAGGAGUAGCUAUGCCCCAGGAGAUUGUUGAUAACACGAAAGUAAAGUACGUGGAAGCUUACGAGUUGUUGACGGGAAAGAAGUGGGGCAGUGCAUAGUCAUAGCAUUUAUGGAGGAUAGUAUAUACG